CAUGCAUCAUACAGCUUCACUCCCCUUACUCCUAAACCUUGUCCUAUUCAGCUCGAUCAUUUAAUAUAUACGUAGUAUAUACCUACGUAUGUAGAGUUCGUGAAGGGGGCCCGUCACGUGCCCCUCCGUUCUCACGGCAAUUCCUCGGCCUGAAGGCCAACCGCAUGUUGAACUUUUGCGACCGCAAAGCUCAACGACGCAACAUAUCCCACCCACACGAUGGUCCUCCGCAUACGCCUGGCCCGCUUCGGCAAGAAACAUUCCCCCUUCUACAACAUAGUCGUCGCGCACGCCCGGACAGCGCGCAAUUCCCGCCCCCUCGAAGUCCUCGGGACCUACGACCCGAUUCCCAAGCCCCCGCGCCCAGGCGACACGCACGGCCGGCCGUGGAAGGAUGUUAAGCUGGACAUAUCGCGCGCGAGGUACUGGGUUGGCGUGGGUGCGCAGCCGAGUGAUACGGCGUGGAGGUUGUUGAGUAUGGUCGGCAUCCUCGAGCCGCAGUACCGCAUUUCCCAAAUCCAAGGCAAAGUCAUCAAAGCGGACUCCGCCGCAAAAUCCCUAAUACCACCCUCUACAUCCCCAUCCGCCUCCGCGGCUCCCAGCGAAAGCGUGGGCGAACCUGCAGAAGCAAAAGAGGAAGCUUGAGGUAGAGAGCGGGAUUGUAUAGCAGUGUAGUAAGAGAAGAGCCACUGUAGAUGAAGCAUCACAUUGCAUUACCAGGCGUUCAGGACCAGCACCUCGGAAGGAACUGUAGAAUAGUAUCAUAGUCCUUUUGCUUAGGACAUGUAAAUGUUGUAACAAAACCAAAGUAUCAAUCAAAAAGGCGAACCCCAGGGAGGUAUCUACCAAC
Trematosphaeria pertusa is the source of this 850-nucleotide messenger RNA. Its product is annotated as ribosomal protein S16. The record is from RefSeq and is a predicted model, not a curated record. Lineage: Eukaryota; Fungi; Ascomycota; Dothideomycetes; Pleosporales; Trematosphaeriaceae. The coding region runs from base 220 to 645 and encodes 141 amino acids. Gene Ontology annotation, molecular function: structural constituent of ribosome. The transcript has 3 exons. Gene Ontology annotation, biological process: mitochondrial translation. Gene Ontology annotation, cellular component: ribosome; mitochondrial small ribosomal subunit.